Messenger RNA from Tachyglossus aculeatus (Australian echidna), 4548 nucleotides. RefSeq names its product BCL9 like (gene BCL9L). Lineage: Eukaryota; Metazoa; Chordata; Mammalia; Monotremata; Tachyglossidae. Gene Ontology annotation, biological process: positive regulation of transcription by RNA polymerase II; canonical Wnt signaling pathway; negative regulation of transforming growth factor beta receptor signaling pathway. Gene Ontology annotation, cellular component: beta-catenin-TCF complex. Gene Ontology annotation, molecular function: beta-catenin binding; transcription coactivator activity. The record is from RefSeq and is a predicted model, not a curated record.
CCUCCACUGAGCCCAGGAGCCCCAGAGAGCCCCGCAUCUCUCCCCUGUUCCUGUUGCUUCCAAGCCCCAGCCAAUCCAAUGCACCCGGAAAAUAAACUGACCAAUCAUGGCAAGACGGGGAACAGCGGGGGCCAAUCCCAGCACCAGAAUGUGAGCCAAGGACCCACCUGCAACCUGGGGUCAAAGGGCGUGGGGGCCGGGAGUCAUGGCGGGAAGGCCAGUCAGAUCUCUCCAGGGAACUCGAGCUUGAAGAACCCGCCCAACGCCGUGGCUGCCUUUGCCUCCCUCAAGGGGAAGGGGAAGAGGGAGCGGAGUGUGUCAGUGGACCCCGGGGAGCAGAGGGAGGCCGGGACUCCAUCCCUGGACCCCGAGGUCAAAGGCGAGGUGGCCCCUCGGAGUAAGCGGCGCUGCGUGCUGGAGCGGAAGCAGCCGUACAGCGGGGAUGAGUGGUGUUCCGGGCCCGACAGCGAAGACGACGACAAGCCGGUCGGCGCUGCCCACAACUGUAAUGUAGCCGACCCGGCCAUGGCCGCCGCGCAGCUGGGGCCGGGGGCCGCCCCACCGCCUCCCCUCAACGAGAGCGGCACCCCUGGCGCUCCCCACGGGGCCCCCCCAAGCCUGCGGCCCGAAGCCCCCGCGGCCGGGGGGGGCCCCGGGAAACCCCCCGCCCAGUUCGUCUACGUCUUCACCACUCAUCUCGCCAACACGGCUGCCGAGGCGGUGCUGCAAGGCCGGGCCGACUCCAUCCUGACCUACCACCAGCAGAAUGUGCCCCGUGCCAAGCUCGAUCAGGCCCCGAAGGUCCCGCCGGCCCCGGAGUCGCUGCCCCUCGGCCCGCCGUCCGCCGGCGCCCCGCAGGCCCAGCCGCCCGCGCCCCCGGGCGGGCCGCCCCCGGCCCUGCCCGCCCCCGGCCCCCGCCCGCGGAAGGACCCGCCCGAGGACGCCCGCCGGGACCUGACGCCCAACCCGUCCGGCGCGGCCGGCGGCACCCACCCCAGCACCCCCACGGCCGUCCCGCCGGGAGAGCCCCCCGGCCCGCCGGGCCCCGCGCUGCUGGCGGAGGGGGCCGCCGCGGGCAACGGGCCCCCCGGCCUGGGGCCCCGGGGCCCCCUGAACGCGGAGGGGCUCUCCAAGGAGCAGCUGGAGCACCGGGAGCGGUCCCUGCAGACCCUGCGGGACAUCGAGCGACUGCUGCUGCGCAGCGGCGAGGCCGAGCCCUUCCUCAAGGGCCCCCCGGGAGGGGACGGGGGGACCCCGGCCCAGCCCCAGCCGACGCCGCCCCCGCAGCCGCCCCCUCAGCCGCCGCCCGGGCCGCCGCCACCGGCCCUGAAGAAGUACGAGGAGCCGCUGCAGUCCAUGAUCUCGCAGACGCAGAGCCUGGGCGGGGGGCCCGGGCUGGAGGCGGACGGGCCUCCCCCGGCCCCGCACCCCCAUCCCCCUCACGCCCACCCCCACCCGCCGCCGCCGCCGCCGCCGCCCUCGGCCGGGGACGUGGGGCAGCAGAUGAACAUGAUGAUCCAGCGGCUGAGCCAGGACAGCCUGACGCCCGAGCAGGUGGCCUGGCGCAAACUGCAGGAGGAAUACUACGAGGAGAAGCGGCGCAAAGAGGAGCAGCUGAGCCUGCACGGGCGGGCCGGCCAGGAGAUGCUGCUGCCCCAGGCCCUGGGCGGCGGGCUGAUGCUGCGGGGCCCCCCGCCCCCCUACCACAGCAAGCCGGGCGACCAGUGGGGCCCGGGCCUGGGCGGCCAGCUGCGCGGGCCCCUGGACCUGCCGGACGCCCUCCAGCUGCGGGGCAGCCACCCCUUCCCCGGGCCCCGCUUCCCGGGUGGCCAGAUGCAGCGAGUGCCGGCCUUCGGCGGCAUGCAGGGCGUGCCCCUGGAGGUGCCCGUGAACGCCGUGGCGCGGCCGGCCCGGCCGGGCCUGGGCUGGACCGAGGAGCUGCCCCCCAUGGCGGCGGGGCCCGGGGGCUUCCCCCAGGGGGCCGUGGCCUACCCCCCGGGCGGGCAGGGGGAGGCGGAGCGCUUCCUGACCCCGCGGGCCCGGGAGGAGCUGCUGCGCCACCAGCUGCUGGAGAAGCGGCCGGGGCCCGGCCAGCGGCCGCUGGGCCUGGAGAUGGAGCGCGUCAUGCAGGCCCACCGCCAGCUGGAGCCGGCCAUGUUCGCCGGGCCCAUGGCCGGCGGGGACGGGCUGGCCGCCAACCCCCUGGGGCUGGAGUUCGGGGCCGGGCGGGGCCUGCUGAGUCCCAGCCUGGGCCAGUCGGGCCUGCGGGAGGUGGAGGCGGCCAUGGGCCCCGGCAACCUCAACAUGAACAUGAACGUGAACAUGAACAUGAACAUGAACCUGAACGUGCAGAUGACGCCACAGCAGCAGCAGCAGCUGCUCCUGGCCCAGAAGCUGCGGGGGCCCCAGGACGUGGGGCUGGGCCCGGAGGAGCUGGGCCGGGGCCGGGCCCCCAACGGCGGCGGGGGCGGCGGCGGGGGCGGCGGCGGGGGCGGCGGGGGGCUGGGGGGGCCCGCCCAGAAGGUGCUGCUCCCCGCCGCCCCCUUCUCCGGCCAGGCCCAGCCCGGCUUCCCCGCCGGGCCGGGCCCCUACCAGGACCUGGGCCACCCCUCGGAUCUCUUUGGGCCCGAGCAGGGCUCCCUGCCCGUGGGCGGGCUGGGCACCACCCGCCUCAGCCACCUGCCCCUGCCCCCCGCGGCCCCCAACCCGCCGGCCCCCCUGCACCCGACCCGGGGCCUGGGCCGCCGGCCCUCCGACCUCUCCAUCAGUAUUAACCAGAUGAACUCGCCGGGCUUGGGGCACCUCAAGUCGCCCCCGGUCAGCCAGGUCCACUCGCCCCUGGUCACCUCGCCCUCCGCCAACCUCAAGUCGCCCCAGACGCCCUCGCAGAUGGUGGGCCUGCCGCCCGCCAACCCUCCGGGCCCCCUCAAGUCGCCCCAAGUGCUCGGCUCCUCCCUCAGCGUCCGCUCGCCCACCGGCUCCCCCGGCCGGCUCAAGUCGCCGGCCAUGGCCGUGCCCUCGCCCGGCUGGGUGCCCUCGCCCAAGGCGGCCAUGCCCAGCCCCGGGGUCGCCCAGGGCAAGCCGCCGCCGGGCGGCCUGAACGCCUCCAACGCGCUGGGCGGCCUGGAGCCAGGCGCCCUCCCUCCCGGCGGCCCCCAGAGCGGCUCGGCGGGGCCCCCGCCCAACCCUCCCGCCGGCCUCCUGAACCCCAGCCUGCCCUUCGCCUCCUCCCCGGACCCCGCCCCCUCGCAGAACCCGCUGUCUCUCAUGAUGUCCCAGAUGUCCAAGUACGCCAUGCCCAGCUCCACCCCGCUCUACCACAACGCCAUCAAGACCAUCGCCACCUCCGACGACGAGCUGCUGCCCGACCGCCCCAUGCUCCCGCCCGGAUCCGUGCCAGGACUCGGGGGCGGCCAGCCCAGCCAACUGCACCUGACCUCAGCCGCCGCCCAGAGCCCGAUGGGCAUGGCUCUGCCCGGCCAGCAGCCCCUGUCCCACGAGCCCCCGCCCGCCAUGCUGCCGUCGCCCAACCCGCUGGGCGCCAACAUUCCUCUGCACCCCAACGCGCAGGGCCCCGGCGGGCCGCCCCCGGGCCCCAUGAUGCUGCCGCCCGGCGCCCAGGACCCCCUGAACCCGGCCUGCGGACCCAUGCCCAACGCCUCGCCCAUGAUGCCCUCGGGCCCGCUGGUAUUCCCCCCGCGCCUGCAGCAGCCGCCCCCGCACGGCGCCCUGCCCUCGCCGGCCAUGCCCCCGGGUGCGGGGCCGGGCCUGCAGCCGCCGCCGCCUCCGCCGCCGCCCCAGCAGCAGCACUACCCGCCGGGCCUGCCCCUGCCCCUGCCCCCCGAGGACCUGCCGGGCCCGCCGCCGGGGCCCCUGCCCCCCCAGCAGCACCUGAUGGGGAAGGGGCUGGCGGGCCGCCUCGGGGAGCCGCCCUACCCGGGCGUGCUGCCCGGCGUGGCCUCGGUGCUCAACGACCCGGAGCUGGGGGAGGUGAUCCGGCCCACCCCGACGGGCAUCCCCGAGUUCGACCUGUCCCGCAUCAUCCCCUCCGAGAAGCCGAGCAGCACGCUCCAGUACUUCCCCAAGAGCGAGGGGAUGGGCCCCAAGCCCCAGGCCGCCAACCUGCACCUCCUCAACCUGCAGAACAUGAUGGCCGAGCAGGCCUCCGCCCGGCCGCCCCCGGGCCAGCAGGGCGUCCAGCGGGGCCUCGGCCUGCCCCUGUGCCACCCGGGACAGAUGCCCAUGCUGGGCAGGACGGGGGGCCCCCCUCAGCAGGCCCUGCUGCACCAGGGGGUCCUGUCGCCACCCCAGGGGCUGAUGGCGCAGCAGAAUUUCAUGCUGAUGAAGCAGCGGGGAGUGGGCGGCGGGGAGGUGUACCCCCAGCCCGGGCCCAUGCUCUCCCCGCAGGGUCCCCUCCUGGGCCCGCCCCCGCAGCAGAACCUCAUGGUCAGCCACCCCCUGCGCCAGCGGAGCGUCUCCCUGGACGGCCAGAUGGGUUAUCUGCCCGGCCCGGGCAACAUGGCCAACCUGCCUUUUUAGCCGGGGGGC